GCAGUGGGAAUGAACCCGGAACCAUGUGGCUGGUAAGCAAGGUAUUUACCACAUAGCCAUUCCUAAACCACCGUUGGUUUAUUUACAUUCCUUCUGUGUCUAGCGAAAGAGUCGGUCAUGUAACUACCAGACAAUUGUGGCUCGUAGAUAAAAUUAGUGGGGAUGCUGCUUCAGAAAAUUUCUGGCCAUUGUUUUAAUAUUGUGUAAAAUGUUCUUCUUUUCUCUUUCCCUCCUUCAUAUUCCUCAUCAAUUAAUGUCAAUUUUGGUAUGGUCACCACAGCUGGAUGCCCUUCCUAGCUCUAACAACUUUAUAGUGUGUACUGGGUACUUAUUUCUUGCUACCAGCACUUGUGGGGGGGUUGCCAAGUAACUUGUAGGACACAAAAGAAUAAGAAAAUGGGAAAGCUAUCUUCACUAAGUGGGGAGAGAGUAUUUUAGAAGUGAUUUUAUGUCAGGGAGAGGUGUUUCACUAUGGAGAAGAUACAUUGGUUGCCUCACAUUUAUUAUAAGGGUGGGUGAGAGUUUCUGAGGGUAAAAAUAUGAUGUUAGUGACGGGAUGCAAAAGCAAGACCCUCGACAACGUGCUGUACAGUAAAACCUCGUCUAUCGCGGGUGUUACGUUCCAAAAACCCCUGCGAUCUAGAAACCGUACUGUACUGUAUAUUUUUAAAAACUAUUUUUAUAGUUUGUAUAUAUUUAUUUUAUCAUAAAUGCAAAACAAAACCAUAGAGGAAUCGACGUAAGCUUAAAUAUUAAAAUCGCGAGAGAUGAACCACGAUAUGUAAUUAUUAUCUUUGUUGGUAAUAUAAAAAAAUUAUCGUUUAGAAAAAAAAAGAUUAGUAUUCGCCAAAUGUGUAAUGACGUAAGAUACACAAUAUCCGGAAUGUUAGUUCGUUUCGUUGAUUCUCCGUAUUAUUUUUUGAAUUGUCUUCAAUUUAUAUUUCCCGAUAGAUCGCUCCUUCGUCACAUUAAACACUGAUUUAUAUAUCACAACAGAAUAUCAGACAUCUGUGGCAUAAAGGAAUUUUUACUUCAGAUACAUCAUCAUCAUCAUUGUUUAACGUCCGCUUUCCAUGCUAGCAUGAGUUGGACGAUUUGACUGAGGACUGGUGAACCAGGUGGCUACACCAGGCUCCAAUUUGAUUUGGCAGAGUUUCUACAGCUGGAUGCUUUUCCUAAUGCCAAUUGAUUAUGUUUCAACACAAAAGGAAAAUGUUAUAGAUAUAAAAUAUAAUCCUGUUUAUAUAAUAUAUCUAUGGUGAAUAACUGUGAGAUAUCUGUUCUGAAUUAAUAGCAACAUUUGUUUUCCUCAUUGCCUGGAAUAUAUUUACUGAAGUAUUUCACAUUUUUAUUAAUAUUGGACACAUCUGUUUGUAUCGUCUUCAGAUGUUAAUGAGGAUCAGAGUUGAUGGGAAUAUAGCAAUAAAUCGACAUAGAAAAGAAAACAAGAAAAAUAUAUUUUGUGCUGGUAUAAGAAAAUAUCAUAGAACAAUGAGUCACGUGAGAAAUGUAAAGGAUGGCUUAUUUCCUGAAGGGAUGACAAAAGAAAAAGAAAAAUCAUUAUACCACUGUGAGACCUGUAAAAAGUAUUUUCCAAAUAAGGAAAACCUCACAAUUCACAAAUGUAUUCAUACAGGUGAGAAGCGAUAUCACUGUGAAAUCUGUGGUAAAUCAUUCUCUCACAACAGUAGCCUUAAUUAUCAUAAACACAUUCACACAGGAGAGAAACCACAUCGCUGCGAUAUUUGUGGUAAGCUAUUCUCCAAAAAGCGUAUCUUAACUCAACAUAAAUACAUUCAUACAGGAGAGAAGCCAUAUCACUGUGAUAUCUGUGGUAAAUCAUUCUCUCAAAACAGUAGCCUUACUUCUCACAAAUAUAUUCACACAGGAGAGAAACCAUAUCACUGUGAGGUCUGUGGUAAAUCAUUUGCUUUAAAGGGUAACUUAACUGCACACAAAUCCAUUCAUUCAGGAGAGAAGCCAUAUCCCUGUGAUGUCUGUGGUAAAUCAUUCUCUCUAAAAGGUAACCUCAUUACACAUAACAAUAUUCAUACAGGAGAGAAACCACAUCAUUGUGAUAUCUGUGGUAAAUCAUUCUCUCAAAUUAGCACCUUAAUUUCUCAUAAAUCCAGUCACACAGGAGAGAAACGAUAUAACUGUGAUAUCUGUGAUAAGUCAUUCUCCCAGAGAGGUGCCUUAACUGCUCACAAGUAUAUUCAUACAGGAGAAUGGCCGUAUCACUGUGAUGUCUGUGGUAAAUCAUUUCCUGAAAAGGGUAACUUAAUUAAACAUAAAUACAUUCACACAGGAGCGAAACCAUAUCAUUGUGAUAUCUGUGGGAAAUUAUUCACUCAAAUAAGUGCCAUAACUACUCAUAAACGUAUUCACACAGGAGAACAGCCCUAUCACUGCGAUAUCUGUGGCAAAUCAUUCUCUGUAAAAAGUGUUUUGACUAAUCACAAACGUACCCAUACAGGAGAGAAACCAUAUCGCUGUGAUAUCUGUGAUAAAUCAUUCUCUGUGAGAAGUAAUUUAGCUAAUCACAAGCGCACUCAUACAGGAGAGAAACCAUAUCACUGUGAUGUCUGUAAUAAAUCAUUUUCUCGGAGGAAUCACUUGACUAAACACAAACAUAUUCAUACAGGAUGAGAUUCAUAUAUCUGUGCUAUCCUUAUAUACUUAUUCAUAUUGAUCAAUAACAAUAUCAGUGGAAAAUAGAUGUCUUGGUAAAUAAAGUACAGCAAUUGUAUUACUUUUUUUUUUUUUUCCUCGCCCUUUUCAAGCCUAGCGAAGCUCACGGGCCCCGUUUCUAUGGCGUAUGUGUUCUCCGCAGCUGGACAGGACGCCAGUCCAUCGCAGUGUUACUCAAGAAACAGGAAGAAAGAGUGACAGAAAGUUCGGGCGAAAGAGUACUACAGGGGUCGCCACCACCCCCUGCCGGAGCCUCGUGGAGCUUUAGGUGUUUUUGCUCAAUAAACACACACAACGCCCGGUCUGGGAAUUAAAACCGCGAUCUUCCGACCGCAAGUCCACUGCUCUAACCACUGGGCCAUUGCGCCUCCAUGUAUUACUUUUUAUUGAAUAAAUAUAUUUUUUACGUUUUCCUCAUUUGCAUCAACCCACUAA
Messenger RNA from Octopus bimaculoides (California two-spot octopus), 3126 nucleotides. RefSeq lists its product as uncharacterized. The record is from RefSeq and is a predicted model, not a curated record. Lineage: Eukaryota; Metazoa; Mollusca; Cephalopoda; Octopoda; Octopodidae.